AUCAGAAGCUCCGCCGAAAAUCUGUGCUUUUGUUUAAAAAAGAAAAGAAAAAAACAAAUUCUGAUUUUUAAAAUAAAAGCACGUUUGCUUUCAUUUCUGUUCCGGCAUCGCGAACAAGACCUUCUCCUCUUCUUCUCUGAGUAGUUGUUGUGGUGGUUGUUAGGGUUUUUGGUGUGUUCAGGAGGUUGUUGGUGCAAUGGCCUUCUCCACUCUCCUCAGAUCUGCAGCCGCCGCUGCUCCUCUGCUUAACGCUUCCAGAACCACCGACCUCUCCUCCUCCCCGUCCGAUCCUUUCAAGGUCUCAAGCAUUGGUUUCGGUCGCAAUCUAGACUCUUCAAAGAGCAUUUUUGGCUCUGCAGUUCCUUGCGGUUCCUCCUCCUUUCAGCAAUGCAGCGGGGGAAGGAGUAUUCAACCCAUCAAGGCCACAGCAACCGAGAUUCCUCCCACCAUUCAGAAAUCGAGAAGCAGUGGAAAGACAAAGGUUGGAAUCAAUGGUUUUGGUCGGAUUGGAAGGUUGGUUUUGCGAGUAGCCACCUACAGGGAUGACAUUGAUGUGGUAGCUGUCAAUGAUCCUUUUAUUGAUGCCAAGUACAUGGCUUACAUGUUUAAAUACGAUUCCACUCACGGAGUCUUCGAUGGAUCCAUCAAGGUUAUUGACGAUUCUACCUUGGAAAUCAAUGGGAAGCAGAUAAAAGUAGUUAGCAAAAGAGAUCCAGCAGAGAUCCCCUGGGGUGAUUUUGGGGCCGAAUAUGUUGUUGAGUCCUCUGGGGUUUUCACAACAAUUGAUAAGGCUUCAGCUCACAUGAAGGGUGGUGCUAAGAAAGUUGUAAUAUCAGCUCCAUCGGCUGAUGCACCUAUGUUUGUGGUUGGAGUUAAUGAGAAGAAAUACAAGCCAAGUAUGGAUGUUGUUUCCAAUGCAAGCUGCACCACCAACUGCCUUGCUCCUCUUGCCAAGGUUGUUCAGGAGGAAUUUGGUAUCAUUGAAGGUCUGAUGACGACAGUGCAUGCAACAACAGCAACGCAAAAGACCGUUGAUGGUCCUUCAAUGAAGGAUUGGAGAGGAGGCCGUGGAGCUGGACAAAAUAUCAUCCCUAGUUCUACCGGUGCUGCAAAAGCUGUUGGAAAAGUGCUUCCAGAGCUCAAUGGGAAGCUUACUGGAAUGGCCUUCCGGGUACCAACAUCUAACGUCUCUGUUGUGGACUUAACUUGUCGACUUGAGAAGAGUGCUUCCUAUGAGGAUGUCAAAGCAGCCAUUAAGUAUGCCUCUGAGGGGCCACUGAAUGGCAUUCUUGGAUACACGGAUGAGGAUGUUGUCUCCAAUGACUUUCUUGGUGACUCAAGGUCAAGUAUAUUUGACGCUAAGGCUGGGAUAGGGUUGACCAAAUCCUUCAUGAAGCUUGUUUCUUGGUACGACAACGAGUGGGGUUACAGCAACCGAGUGCUGGACCUGAUAGAGCACAUGGCAUUGGUGGCUGCCCUCAACUAAAUGUGAAGAGGAGCAGUUCCCUCGUUUUGUCUGUAGCUGCUAAGCCACCUUUGAUUUUUGACAUGUGCUUACAUGUUCGAUUCAAAGAGGAGUAAGCAAUUUGUAGCGAGUUCUUUUUCAAGCCGAUGAUUGCCAUAUGAAUUUGGACAUCUUAUGAUGCAAGUUUGAUAAUAAUGAGUGGUUGUAUUAGCCGCUGCUGCUUUAGUACAAAUCAGUUUGGAUUGUUUCGUUUGAUAUCAUUGCAGAUUUUCGUUUGUUCCUUUUAAUUAAAUGUAUUAAAUUAGUUUCAUCUGAUUUUGAUGAUGUGGUGAAUAAUGCAUGUACCUCCUAUCAGAAAUAAAACAAGCUUGCUACAAUUUUGAGAA
Tripterygium wilfordii is the source of this 1851-nucleotide messenger RNA. Its product is annotated as glyceraldehyde-3-phosphate dehydrogenase GAPCP2, chloroplastic-like. Lineage: Eukaryota; Viridiplantae; Streptophyta; Magnoliopsida; Celastrales; Celastraceae. Gene Ontology annotation, molecular function: NAD binding; NADP binding; oxidoreductase activity, acting on the aldehyde or oxo group of donors, NAD or NADP as acceptor. Gene Ontology annotation, biological process: glucose metabolic process. The coding region runs from base 197 to 1486 and encodes 429 amino acids. The record is from RefSeq and is a predicted model, not a curated record. The transcript has 14 exons.